GGACAGAGCGAGUGGGAGAGAGAGAGAGGAGAGAGGGGUAGAGACAGAGUAGCACUGGAUAGAGAGGGGGGCUGAGCGAGUGGGAGAGACAGAGAUCAGCGCUGGAUAGAGAGAGAACAGAGUGCUCCAAGUGAAAGUAACGGAAUAGAUGUUCACUGCUCCUCUCUUUCCUUAAUCCCCAUGUUUAUGGGUUCAGCCCUCUCUGUAUGUAGCCCCUCCCCCACUGUGUUAUCGCUGUGUAUCAUCACUGUGGCAUUUGGUUUAUUUAAUACCCUGCUCCUGCCCGUCCAGUCCCUGCCUGACUGGCUGUAAAUAUGGUAACUGGCACACUGACCAAACUGCAGCUAAAGCCACUUCUUGAAAUUGUGUGUGUCCCAAAUGGCACCCUAUUCCCUAUUUAGUGCACUGCUUUUUACCAGAGCCCUCUGGCACCCUAUUCCCUGUUUAGUGCACUGCUUUUUACCAGAGCCCUCUGGCACCCUAUUCCCUAUUUAGUGCACUGCUUUUUACCAGAGCCCUCUGGCACCCUAUUCCCUAUUUAGUGCACUGCUUUUUACCAGAGCCCUCUGGCACCCUAUUCCCUAUUUAGUGCACUGCUUUUUACCAGAGCCCUAUGGGAUUGCAAACAUGGUGACUGGCCCACCGUCGAGGCUGUCGAGGCUUCAGCAACCUCCUGAAAUUGUACUUCUGUUUGUGUUGCAUUAUUGUCCUGGGAGGAAUUACAUUUCAGGAAGUUAUCUUUUUUUUUAAGUAUUACUUUAAUAACGUGGUUUUACCCGAGUGACUUUUUCAUUUCCGCCCCUGCUAUUUGACAUACAGCAGUUUUGUCGGUUUGUGUGUAUGUCUCCUGUUGUGUUAGUGUGCCACUACCCAACCACUGUAACAUGGCGUAAUAAACACUUUGUUUACUGCUUUAAUGACCACCGUCUGUUCUGUUCUUCAUUCGUAUUUAAUGUUUCGUUUUUUUUUUGUUGCUGCCAUUUGAUAAAAUCAAUAAACCACUCCUGAUUUAUUGUAGGCAUGUGUUGUUGUUGUUAUUGUUGUAGGGUUAUCUAGUAUUACAGUAUUAAAGACAGUCCCGGUGACUUUAGGUUCUCGUCUACUUUUCAAUGUAUUUGAUAUUUUAUUGCCAUGCUCCGUCUGUAUCGCACGUAAUCGCGAAAGUAAACUGAUUUAUGACGUAAUUUACGUAAUCAAAACGUAUCGCUCGAAAACCUAGACCAGAGCCACUAGUUUAGGUCUAUAUCGCCAUGCCAUAGACCAUCAAACUACUUCUGAAUUAAUUCGUCGUGGGAGAGACUUCUAGUUCAACAGAAUCGCAACACAUUGAGAUAGUCCUCUCUUCCUGGGUGAUUUGGGUGAUCCGGUGGAGACCUACCACCUAACCCCUUGCGGAAAGUCGAGAUGCCCGUGUACCGAGCACUGCUGGGCGCUGGCAUCCUGGGUGAGGAUGGCGAUGAUGAAGAUGACACAGAUAAGGAACUCCUGUCCUUCUUGCCCGACCUGGACGAGAGGCGGUGGCGCCGUGAGCAGAUCAACAAGAUCAGAGACUUCCUGAACUCAGCUGUGGCGAGGGAGACAGACCUCACGCUACUACUGGACUGGCUCACCGAAGCACAUAACAUCUCUGUUCUACGGUCUAUAGAGGAGUCACUACAGACGUUUGAGAACGAGCGAGCUACAAAGAAAGAGGGGAACGAGGAGGAACAGGAGGAGGUUACAUCGGAAUGGAUCGAAGACAUACAGAGAAAGUUGGAGACGUCCAUCAAUGAUACGGACGGCUGCAUUCACCGCCUACGUGGCCUCUGCCAAGGCCUCUUUGAUUGCGACGUGAAAAAAAAGACCAAGAAGGAGGAAGCUGCUCUGAAUAAGGGUGUGUGGCGCUGGUGGAGGGAGCAGAAGGUGGAUGCACGGACCAUCAAACGAAUCCAGGAGCUCCAGCCUCCUGCUGCAGACGUAUUUCUAUCGGACGUCAACCUGGCCACCAAGUCUGCCACGGAGCUGUCCUUCAUGCUCUUAGACGUAGCCAAGGCACUAGGCUGCAACAAGGCAAUGAGUCUGGCCUUUAAGUUCGUAACGGUAGGGCUGCAGAACCUUAACCAAGCAUUCCAGGAGCGCACCAAGGAAGCCAAUAAGCUUCUGGCACAGGUGGAGGAGCUGCAGUCUAUGGACUGUCGCUUCCAGCUGGCCCAGAUAAAGAUCCAAGUGGGAGAUAGUCAGAUCAAGAUGACCAAGAUGGAGGAUGAGCUUUCGUCAGUCAAGGAGCAGAACAAUAUUCUACUCUUCCAGAUCCAACAGAUGCAGGAGACCCCGAAACAUCCACGGCCGAAACAGCAGAUAGUGGUCGUUGCUCCCACAAAAUACGUACAGGGAGCGCCAGUUCUCAACAAUCAGCUGGUUCCGCAACCAACUCCCAAGAUUAAGUACUCCAAAUGGAGGCCGAAACCAAAGCCGGAGCCAGACCAGCCUGUUGGCGAAGAAGUGGAAGAAGUGGAGUCUCUGGAAGACAUCUCAGUGGAUCCAGAAGACGUCAUCGAGCAGGUGGAGAGGAAGAGCAUGGAUCUUCUGGAGGCCAUCCAGAAUUCCGAGCAGUGUGUGGUGUCAAUUUCUGGUGACAAGGACAAGGGGAAAGAUGGUGAAGGGAUGGAUGUCGCCAGCAGAAAAGCCAAGGCAGCUGAUAUCAUCAAGCUGUACUGCGAUCUACAGAGAUCCAUCAGAGACUCUUUUAAUGACAUGAUCACGCAGCUACAGGGGAAGUUUGACGAUGACAUCAUAGACGUGCCGCUCAUGGACAACGACAACAAACUGGACAAAUCAGCGUUCUGGGACUCAACCCAGAGAACCCCAGGAGACACGCUGAAGGAGAUCAGCAAUGAGAUACAGAACCAGGACCGCACGGUGAAGGAUGUGGGAGCAAACAAACAAGCGCUCUUUGACUUGGAAGGUAAGAAGACUUUGUCAAACGUCAAGGGAAAGAGUCGUCACCACUCCCUGAACAUCAUCAUGGACCAGUUCAAGAACCUCAACGAGAUGGGCAAGAAGCAGGUGGCAGAGAAGCAGAGGAGACCCAGAAGAUGUUCUGUCCUCGUGCAGAAGACCCAGAAACGCAUCCCCGUGAAGAUGGCCGAGUCCAGGUCGUGGACAGACCAUGUGGAACGCUACAGCUCAGACAUGACGUUGGAGGCAGACACGUUGAUGAAGACUCGCAUGGUGGGAGUGAACCACAUCUUCCAUGUGGAAUCCCAGAGGUCCAACUUGAAGCUGCUCCACCAGGCUGUGGUGAACAGGCAUAUCUCCCCACAGCUCUACCGCAUGCUGAAGGACAUAAUCAUCCAGACACUGAGCAGUGUGGAGAACAGACUACUCUGUCUUAUCAGGAGGUUCAUAAAGCACAACGCUCUGCAGCACGUCAGAAACAAUCUGAAUGCUAGACUGCUCUUGGCGCGUGACAUGAGCGAUGGACAGGCGGCCAAGGACUUGUACAAGUCCCUAGAAAGACUGGACGUGCACCAAUCUACUAUGACGAGGCAUUGGUCUGAGAAGCAAACUUCCAUUGAACUGACACGGACCAGAUGCCUGGCGCACAUGCUCUACCUCUUCAGUCAGCUGAGAGUGGACUACAACUUGCAUCUGGCCGCUCCAGUCCCAUGCAACACCAGCCAGGAUCUGCCCCAUCCCAUCAUGACGGUGGUGCCUACCAAACUACAGUGGUCUCUGAGGCCCAGUCCCAGCUCCAAUCUUCCAUCAUCCCUGUCACUGGAACGUCUAGCCCCAUCUUCACCAUCCACACACCUAUACCCACCUACACACCUCGCUUCGCCUGCACAACCACACCCGUCGUCAUUGGCACACCAUCCCCCAUCUUCCCAGGUGCACUUACCCCCACCUUUACCUGAGACAUACCCAUGGAGCAGUGUUCACAGCGAAAAAGAUCAAGGCAAGAUGAAGACUCUGUGGCAGACAGACAAGACGAUGCGCUGCAUGUGGCUGGCCAGGAAGAUCCCAGCCGGGACCUCUAACAUCCGCUGUAUCCCACGCCUGCUGGAGAUGGACGUCAACCGAGGAAGAGUCAACGCAAUGCGCACCCUGCACGCUAGGAUGACUGGAGUGCUGAAUCAGAUGUUUCUGGAUGGAGAAGAUGAGGACAGUGAUGUGGAGCAGAUGUUUUACCCGCUAGAUGAAUAAAUCACCGUAUCACCA
This is a messenger RNA of Oncorhynchus keta (chum salmon), 4200 nucleotides long. Its product is annotated as protein FAM186B-like. Bases 1405 to 4185 code for a protein of 926 amino acids. Lineage: Eukaryota; Metazoa; Chordata; Actinopteri; Salmoniformes; Salmonidae. The record is from RefSeq and is a predicted model, not a curated record. The transcript is spliced from 13 exons.